Salvia miltiorrhiza (redroot sage) is the source of this 2940-nucleotide messenger RNA. RefSeq names its product protein MODIFIED TRANSPORT TO THE VACUOLE 1-like. Gene Ontology annotation, cellular component: trans-Golgi network membrane. Lineage: Eukaryota; Viridiplantae; Streptophyta; Magnoliopsida; Lamiales; Lamiaceae. The record is from RefSeq and is a predicted model, not a curated record. Gene Ontology annotation, molecular function: phosphatidylinositol binding; ubiquitin binding.
UUUAAAAUUAUUAUUAUUAUUAAAUUAUUAUUUUUUUGUACAUUUCUCUUACAAAAAAAAAACAAAACAAAAACCCUUGAGAAACAUCAUCCCUUUCCGAUCAUUGAUUUGUUCAAUUUUUUGGUUGGAUUCGUUCAAUUUUGCGCAGGAAGACCAAAUUCCACCCAAAUUCGCCUCUUCUACGGUUCCAAGUUUGUCCUUUCAGUUUGAAUUGAUUAAUUAUUGAAUUAAUUUGAUCAGUAAUUGGAGCGGUUGCGUUCUGAUCGUGAGGAGGAAUGGAGCAGAGCAGGAGAGCGGUAGAGUCGUAUUGGAGGUCAAGAAUGGUGGACGGCGCCACGUCCGAUGAGGAUAAGGUGACUCCGGUUUACAAAUUGGAAGAAAUUUGCGAUUUGCUGAGGUCGUCGCACCCCUCCAUCGUUAAGGAAGUCUCCGAGUUUAUUCUCAAGCGUCUCGACCACAAAUCGUCUAUUGUUAAGCAGAAGGCCUUAAGAGUCAUCAAAUAUGCAGUGGGAAAGUCAGGUGCUGAGUUCAGAAGGGAGAUGCAAAGGAAUUCUGUUGCCGUACGCCAAUUAAUCCACUACAGGGGCCAGCCAGAUCCUUUGAAGGGUAAUGCACUGAACAAGGCUGUCCGUGAAACAGCACAGGAGACACUCUCUGUUUUAUUCACAUCGGAUGAGAGCAAAGCUGCACCUACAGAAAGUAAACUUGGUAGUCGAAUUCAAGGAUUUGGGAAUACUAACUAUGAAUUGCCUUCAGAAGAUAAAAGGUCCUUCAUUAAUGAGAUUGUUGACAUUGGAAGUGCCACAAUCAAACAGGGACUGAGUAAUUUGGCACAGUCCCCAUCUCUGAGAAAAAACAAUGACACUGGGAGUUACAGAAGCCCAAAUCUUCAGCGAUCUUUGGCUCCUGAAAGAGAUCACUCUGAAAGAUAUGAAGCAGUUAAUUAUAAUACUGACAUGCAAAGCUCUUCUCGGUUCUCCAAAAAUGCUGGUUCUGGAAGUUGGGGCCAAGAUCUCAGUGCGUCCCAGGCAGAAACAAGUGAUGGAGUCUAUGAAUCAACUUAUGGCACGAAGACUCGUGAGGAGAAACUGUUAGAGACAAUUGUAACAUCUGGUGGUGUGCGUUUACAGCCUCCUCGAGAUGCACUUCAUAGCUUCCUGAUAGAGGCUUCAAAAUUAGAUGCUUUGUCUUUAGCACAUGCAAUCGAAACAAAGCUGAAUUUACCUAUGUGGCAGGUUCGCAUGAAAGCCAUUUGCGUCCUUGAGGCAGUGCUGAGGAAGAAAGAUGAUGGGAAGUUUUCUGUCAUAUCUUCUUAUUUUAGUGACAACAGUGAUGCAGUGAUCCAAUGUUCUGAAUCCCCCCAAGCAUCUCUGAGGGAGAAGGCAAAUAAGGUAUUGGGUCUUCUGAGUGGUGAAAAAGGUGGAGGAGGAAUCAAUCAAGUCGAAAGAUCAGCUCAGCCUUUGAUGAUACCAGACUUGCUAGACACCAGUGAUUCACACGAUCUUAUGGGAGUGGAAGAUAUUCAAAUAGCUGAUGUUCAGCCAAGUACUUCAACCGUAGGACCUUCUAAUGCUCCACUGAUUGAUGACUUAUUGGGGGACAGUUUUGGUGGUGGUGACAACACCAACUGGCAGAAGGUCGACGAUGACCCAUUUGCAGAUGUCUCCUUCCAUUCCAACCUUGAUAAGGACCAUGAAACCGAUGUCUUUUCUGGUAUGGCAGUUAACAAGUCGGUAAUUAAGGAUGCCCAUGUAGCAGCUAAUAGAACUGAAUCCGCAUCUUUUGACUUUUACAACUCGACAUCCCAGGAGCUUGAAAAUGCUGGAAAAGAUGUUAAUGACUUGAUGAGCAGUUUGUCAAUAAAGAACGAACCAUUUGAAAAGCAAAACGGAAGCACUACUAAGAAAAUCCCAGAACAUGUUCAUUCAGCGUCCAGUAUUCCCCAAGAAAAUAACAUUCAUAACAGCAUCUUGAGUAGGGAAUUCACUUCUCAAACUGCAGGGAUCAAUGUAGCUCCCAUGUUCCCUUUGGGUGCCAUGGGUUAUAAUUUUCCAGCAGGGUUGAUGUUCAAUCCUGCAUUAGCUUCUCAUGCGAUGAAUAAUAUUGCCAUGGAGAAUAUCUUGGCUCAACCCCAGUUCCUUGCUGCAAUGUCCAACUUUCAGCAACAAGGGCAUCUGCAAUCAAGUACAGGUUUUAGCGCUGCUGGAUCUGAUAUAGGAAAUUCUUCAGCCUUUCCAGAUGUUUUCAAUUCUACCAUCGCUACUCAACCUCCAACUUCACUAAUGAAUGACUCGAAAAGAGACGACACUAGAGCAUUCGAUUUUAUCUCAGAUCAUCUGGCUGCAGCUCGCGACCCAAAGCAUGUAACGUGAGUAUUUCAGUGAAUUGUCUGAAAUGGAGCAACAACUCACCUGGUUAAUAUUGAAACUUGAAUUGAGAAAAGAAAAUAGUUGGGCAUUGUUUCUGCUUUCGGCAAAGGAUCAGUCAGAAAAUGGGUGAAGUUUCCGUUAGCCGUGAUGUCGAAUGGGUACGAAAAGGUUUCGGUAUCUUUGCAGCUAUAGUUUUAUGUUCUUUGUAAUUUGCAAAAAUGAAAUAGAAUUUUCUAGUGAGUUGCCCUGAGUCAUUACUUACCAAGGUAAAAAAAUCAGUACUGUGUGAUACAUAUUCUUUCAUGGAGAUUGAUAAGUCAGGGGUUAAAUUAUUUCUGGCUCCAAAAUUCCUAAAUUUAUUGAUGUCAUCUGGCAUUUUGCGGUGUUGGAGUGCUGUGUUUACAUAAUUGUAUGUUACAUUUCCCUUUUUUCUGCCUCAUCCGGAUCCCCAGAUGAAUAGGUGUUUUAUAGUGUCUAAAUUAGUAAUGUUGUAAACAAAUUGCGACUAGGGUUGUAAACAAAUUAAAUAUUUUUGCUUGAUUGGAAAGUUUGAUAUUCGUAUUCGAAAUUA